Messenger RNA from Ctenocephalides felis (cat flea), 1454 nucleotides. RefSeq names its product 3-oxoacyl-[acyl-carrier-protein] synthase, mitochondrial-like. Bases 59 to 1378 code for a protein of 439 amino acids. The transcript is spliced from 2 exons. Gene Ontology annotation, molecular function: 3-oxoacyl-[acyl-carrier-protein] synthase activity. The record is from RefSeq and is a predicted model, not a curated record. Lineage: Eukaryota; Metazoa; Arthropoda; Insecta; Siphonaptera; Pulicidae. Gene Ontology annotation, biological process: fatty acid biosynthetic process.
GUGUGCAAGUCAAUGUGAAAGACAUGUGAGAUGUAAAAUGUUAUGAAAAAUUGAAAAUAUGAUGUUAUUAAAGAAACCUAUAUCUUUAAGUUAUUGUCAGUGGAGAAAAUUAAGCAGCAAAUGUCGAAGGGUUGUUGUAACUGGAAUGGGGGCUGUAUGCCCUGUAGGGUUAAAUGUGAAACAGUCCUGGGAAACGAUAAUUGCAGGAGGUUGUGGAAUUCGUAAAUUGGAUGAAAGAUAUAAUAAUUUGCCAUGCAAAAUUGCUGGUGUUAUAUCUAGUGAAGAACUUAAUGUUGAGGGUCGAUUCAAGAAAUCUGAAUUAAGAACAAUGACACCGGCUAUAACAUAUGCAAUGAUUGCGGCUGAAGAGGCUUUGAAAGAUUCAAAAUACGAAUGUAAUGAUGAAGAAUCAUUAAAUUCAACUGGUGUAGCUGUCGGUAUUGGAAUGGUUGAUUUAGAAGAAGUACUGAGGACAAAUGAAUCUCUUCUGCAAGGAUACAACAAAGUAAGUCCAUUUUUUGUCCCUAAAAUUCUACCUAAUAUGGCUGCUGGUCAAAUAAGUAUGAAAUUUGGAUUUCGUGGUCCAAAUCAUUCUGUGUCUACUGCUUGUGCAACAGGAGCCCAUUCCAUAGGGGACGCAUUUAGAUUCAUUCGUAACGGCGAUGCUACAGUAAUGUUAGCUGGGGGGGCUGAGGCUUGCAUAAGCCCUUUAGCUAUUGCUGCAUUUUGUAGGUUAAGAGCACUUUGCACAUCAUCCAAUGACAAUCCUGAGAAGGCUUCUCGGCCUUUUGACAGGGAUAGAAAUGGUUUUGUCAUGGGUGAAGGUUCUGCAAUAUUUGUUUUGGAAGAGCUUGAACAUGCCUUGGGUAGAAAUGCACAAAUAUAUGCUGAGAUCCUUGGAUAUGGAUUAUCCAGCGAUGCAUCUCAUUUAACAUCACCUAGGGAAGAUGGUAUGGGAGCUACAUUAGCUAUGUCCAGAGCUUUAAAAGAUGCAAAUGUUAAUUCAAAUGAUAUAAGUUAUGUCAAUGCUCAUGCAACGUCUACUCCAAUUGGUGAUGCCAUAGAAACUAGAGCCAUCAAAACAAUAUUUGGUGAUCAUUCCCCUGAGCUAAUGGUAUCUUCAACUAAAGGAGCUCAUGGGCAUUUACUGGGAGCUGCUGGCAAUAUAGAAACAGUAUUUACUGUAAUGGCAAUCAAAACUGGUAUUGUACCACCAACAAUAAAUUUAGAAAAUCUAACUGAAGAUAUGGACUUGAAUUAUGUGCCUAAUAAAUCUUGUGAUUGGAAGAGUUGUGAUAAGAGAAUAGCUUUGAAAAAUGCUUUUGGUUUUGGAGGUACAAAUGCAUCAUUAUGUAUAGGCGAAUAUAGAGAGAUAUAAUCACAUAAUGCUUAUAUGCUGAUUUUAAAAAGAGAUUAUAUAAUAGUUUUGUAAUACAAAUAAAUAAAAUAUAUUU